Messenger RNA from Ictalurus punctatus (channel catfish), 3134 nucleotides. RefSeq names its product leucine rich repeat transmembrane neuronal 1 (gene lrrtm1). Gene Ontology annotation, molecular function: protein binding. Lineage: Eukaryota; Metazoa; Chordata; Actinopteri; Siluriformes; Ictaluridae. The coding region runs from base 1094 to 2668 and encodes 524 amino acids. Gene Ontology annotation, cellular component: extracellular matrix. The record is from RefSeq and is a predicted model, not a curated record. The transcript is spliced from 2 exons.
AGAGAGAGAGAUUGUGUGGAGGAAAGCGAGAGAGCUCGGCUGAAUUGUGAGUAGCUCACGACACUUAGUGAACAGAAGGUGUUUCUGCAUGCACUGGCAUUGCACUACUCUGCUGCAAGGGCUCCAGCUCGUCUCUCUCUCUCUCACUCUCUCUUUCUUUCUCUCUUUUUCCCCUCUCUCUCUUUUCUCUCCACAAACCAGCCCUGCCUUUCAGCCUCUAUGCCUCAGCAUCUCCGCUCAGCAACAGCCUUUUCCUCAGCCUACACGAAAUGAGUGAGUCUCAAAAGAGGGCGCACUGGAAACCGAACUGAGAGGACUCUGGACUAGCAAAAUUAAAAGAAAAGAAAGAGAGAAAGAAAGAAAAAUGUCAGAGCAACUAGCAUUCAUCUGAGACGAGCACUUAUUUCUGAGGAGCUGCCCACCGAGAGAGUGAUGACUGGUCCGAAUGGAUACGAGCCACGGAGCUUGCCGACAGCUUCAAGUAACGGACUUUAAUUUGCGCCGACACUUCAACAGAGUCGGUUGCACAAAAAAAUACAGCGGAGGAAAAAAGAGUUCUGUUUUGACUUCCCUCUCUUUGUGAAUGUGUGUGUCUGUUUUUUGUUUUUUUUCUUUCUUCCCAUCCUCUCAUCUCGCUCUAAUCAGCACAGCAGUCACUGCAGAGAAGCAGGAGAGGGAGGACUGUGCUCAUGCAUGCAGUCUGGGCAUCUUGCAUUUCCUGCGAGUGCACUGAAUGCCACUCGGAUUCCUCCUCUUUCUGGCUCUUUCACGCGAGGAGAACUAAGACAUUGUAAGUCUGCCAGAUUCUGGUAGCUGCUGAAAAGGAGGGGGGAGGCUGCAUUUGUACCACACUGGGAUCUUUUUUAUAUUCGCACCUAAUUAUUGCAGGCACAAAGGGAGCAGCUGAAUAGAGGUUGUCAGCCUCUGGAAAAGGGAUUUUCUUUCACUCUGAGUAAUAAAUCACCAUCAGCCAAACCACAUUAACUAAACGAGAGAAAAAAACAAAAAAACAACAACAAUAAUAAUGUUGCUCAAAAUGAGACAAAUCUAAAAGAUUCAAUGAACUUCUUCUUCACGACACUGCAGGAUAUUCAUGCUAAUGGAUUUCCUUCUAAUUGGUCUGUAUUUAAAGUGGACGCUAAGAAAGCCCCCUGGGUUGUUACUGUGCUCUCUGGGCAUCCUUUUGAAAAUGGUUCCCCUGGUGGGGGGGAGCUGUCCGAGGCUGUGCCGCUGCGACAGCAAGCUCCUCUAUUGUGAGGGGCUCAACUUGACGGACAUUCCCCACAAUCUGAGCAGCGCCACCGGCUUGUCCCUGCGGGAGAACAACAUCUCGGAGCUGCGUGAGGGGCACUUUGUUGGCCUGUCGCAGCUCACCUGGCUAUACCUGGAUCAUAACAACAUCGAAUAUGUGGAGGAGAGCGCCUUCGAGAGGCUGCGGAGGAUUAAAGAAUUGGACCUGAGCACCAAUCGGAUAGAGAGCCUGUCUAAUGGAACCUUCAGACCCCUACCCAAUCUGCGCAUCUUGGAUUUAUCAUUCAACAGACUGCAGUCCCUGGAGCCAGACCUUUUCCAUGGGCUUAGGAAGCUUACUAAUUUGCAUUUAAGGUACAACGCCCUGAAAUUUGUGCCCGUACGGAUCUUCCAGGACUGCAGGAGCAUGCAGUUUCUGGAUUUGGGCUACAACCAGCUACAGAGCCUGGCCCGAAACUCAUUCGCUGGUCUUUUUAAGCUGACUGAGCUGCAUCUGGAGCACAACGAGCUAGUAAAAAUCAACCUGGCCCACUUUCCCCGCCUCAUCUCGCUGCGCACACUCUACAUGCGCAAUAACAAGGCCACCAUUGUGGUCAGCACCCUAGACUGGACCUGGCACUUCCUGGAAAAGAUCGAUUUCUCAAACAACGAGAUUGAAUACAUCGAGCCGCACGUGUUUGAGAGUGUGCCCAACCUCAAAGAACUCAUGCUGAACUCAAAUAAGUUGACAUAUGUGGACCAGCGCAUUCUGGGCUCCUGGACGUCCCUGGGCAGUAUCACUUUGUCCGGGAACGCAUGGGAAUGCAGCCGCAAUGUCUGCGCCCUGGCCGCCUGGUUGAGCAGUUUCCAGGGUCAACGUGACAGUGCCUUGCAGUGCGCCAGCCCGGACAUGGCCCAAGGCGAGGACAUCCUGGAUGCCGUUUAUGCCUUCCAGCUAUGCGAGGAUGGCAUCGAGGCCACCACACAGACCUUCACAGCCACUAGAGACCUGGCCAGAGGCUCCAUUUUUAAAGGUCCAACCAGGACACCAUAUGAUUUGCAAGACAUGGAGGGUGGUGAGGUGGUGACCAAUUCCUUCACAGUGACUGCAGCCACCGAUGACCUGGACAGCACCAUGCAGAUCCACAAGGUAGUGACCGGCACCAUGGCACUCAUCUUCUCAUUUCUGAUUAUAGUGCUCAUGCUCUACGUGUCUUGGAAGUGUUUCCCAGCUGGGGUGAGGCAGAUGAGACAGUGCUUCAGCAACCAGCGACGCAAGCAGAAACAAAAGCAGACCAUGCAGCAGAUGGCCACCAUGUCCACUCCCGAAUACUAUGUUGACUACAAGCCCAACCAUAUCGAAGGGGCCCUCGUCAUCAUCAAUGAAUAUGGAUCCUGUACUUGCCAGCAACAGGCAUCUCGGGAGUGUGAGGUGUGACAUUCUGGCUGCUGGAUAUCUUGCAAUCACAAAUUUUCUUGGAUCAAUGUACAUGGGACAUGCUUUUACACUGCAUCACACUGUGCUGCUUUCUCAAGGAGGCUUGAUGGCACAUUUGGGGGAAAAAAAUAAAUGGGACAAGGCCAAGGAUUUACUGCUAAUAUCAGAAGCAGCAGUGGGUUUUGAUGGACCUGGUUUUGGGACUGGUUUACAAGCAGGAGUGAGAACCUUUUGAGGAAUACAGGGACUAAUCAAGGUCAAGUUGUGAAGUGUGGAUAUUUGAGCUUUAAUAUGUCUUUCUACUACAGAAGAUUUAAAGCUGAUGAGGACAUUGAUGAAAACAUGCUUUUUUUCAUUGUGGUAUCAACAAUCUAAAUGGGUUAAAACAUUGAAAUGAGACGAGUCUGUGUAAAAUAUGUUCAAAUGCAGAAAUGCAAGAGUGGGAAAUAAAAAUACAAGAAGCUUA